AUGUCAAUAUCUCUCUCCCUCUCAGUUUCUAUCCAUAUCUCUCUGUCCUGCCAGGAAUCUGUCCAUGUCUCUCUCUCCUGCCAGGAAUCUGUUCAUAUCUCUCUCCCACCCAGCAUAUGUUAUAAUAUUACCUACAUUUGUUACUUUUUUUUUUGUUUGUCAAUAUCUAUCUGUCUCUCUUGGUUUCUGUUUAUAUCUCUCUCCGGCCCGGGCCGGGCCAGGCCGGGUCCCUAUCUCUUUCUCUCUCCGACCCGGCCCGGCACGUGUCCCUAUCUCUUUCUCUCUCCGGCCCGGCACGUGUCCCUAUCUCUUUCUCUCUCCGGCCCGGCCCGGCAUGUGUCCCUACUCUUUUCUCUCUCCGCCCCGCCCGCACAUGUCCCUAUCUCUUUCUCUCUCCGCCCGCACGUGUCCCUAUCUCUUUCUCUCUCCGGCCCGGCAUGUGUCCCUAACUCUUUCUCUCUCCAGCCCGGCCCAGCCCGGCAUGUGUCCCUAUCUCUUUCUCUCUCCGGCCCGGCCCGGCACGUGUCCCUAUCUCUUUCUCUCUCCAGCCCGGCACGUGUCCCUAUCUCUUUCUCUCUCCGGCCCGGCACGUGUCCCUAUCUCUUUCUCUCUCCGGCCCGGCACCUGUCCAUAUCUCUUUCUCUCUCCGGCCCGGCACCUGUCCAUAUCUCUAAACAGUUGUCUCUCAGUAGCUUUAUCACCUUGCUUGGGAUGAAAUGA
Messenger RNA from Acanthosepion pharaonis, 720 nucleotides. The record is from the annotation of a GenBank genome assembly. Lineage: Eukaryota; Metazoa; Mollusca; Cephalopoda; Sepiida; Sepiidae.